AUGUCUCGAUUGGUGUAUACCAACGGCACCUACCGUCUAUUCCUGGCCAACGCACCCGUAUCGUCGCUGGGGUCAUUUGGCAAAGCCGAACUCGAAUACUACCGUGAAGAAGUAUCGCGGUUGGUGUUUAGCUGGUAUACUCCCGAAUCCGCCGAGGCCGCAUCUAUCAAAACGUGGAAGGAUGUGUACGAGGAUCUCAAGACUCGUGCCCGGAAAGAUGAAUUACUUGUGGAUGGUGAUGAGGCGAUAGUCACUGUGCUUGAAUUCCAGAGUCGAUUCCUCACUCCAUUGGUGAUCGUGUUCGUUACUCGCAAUAACAUCCACCGCGUAUUUACACGAAUGACAGUGGCGACAAAAUUUGUUUUAAAGCAUAUCCAGCGAUGGAGGAACGGGGUCAAUUACCUUAUUGAACCGUGGUCGCUUACCCCUCAGCAAAUGAGAGCUAUGGUCGACCAUAUGGUGGUGCUAUCAGCGGUAGCAGAGUUUGGCGACCUUGAGCUUGCUUACCACCGAGAGAACGGUAAAAUCAACUCUCGAUUGAACAUGAUGGUGUUUAAAGUGCCUCAGGAAACUCUUAAAAGCUUGCUUGAACGCACUGAGGGCGACGACGAAGAAAGACCUUGUUCUCAACGAAUCCACAAUUAUCUCAAACAAACGAUUCAUUUGAACUUAGACAGACUACGAAUGUACCGUGUAAUUAGUCGGCUUGUGAGUAUAUCCAAUGAUGGACGGAUUAAGAUGUGGGCGUCACGAGUGGGGCCUAAUCCGAAAGUGGUACUACAAACGUUUGUGCGACUUGCUGAUGCUCUGGGGUAA
This is a messenger RNA of Diutina rugosa, 816 nucleotides long. RefSeq lists its product as uncharacterized. Lineage: Eukaryota; Fungi; Ascomycota; Pichiomycetes; Serinales; Debaryomycetaceae. The record is from RefSeq and is a predicted model, not a curated record. The transcript has a single exon. The coding region runs from base 1 to 816 and encodes 271 amino acids.